AUGGCCCUGCCACUCGACAACCUCGUGGAGCAGAUGACCCAGCUGGACACUGCGAGGAAUGUCGUUCUUGGCGAUGCUGCUUUGUAUCCGCAAAUCGUUCAGGGUAUACUUCCAAUAAUAGGUGCAAAGGCACGGCUGGAACUACGAAGAUGGGGUGCCGAAUUCCUAGCAGAAACGUUUGCGAGUCCCGCGCUGGCCCAACGACCGAAAGAGAAGUUGAGUACACAGGUGAUACAGACCUUGUGGGAUCUGUUGAAGAAUCCGGAUGAGGAUGCCAGUGUUGUAAGAGGCAUUAUUCAAACUGCUGCGAGUAUUUACCCGUUGAUAUUUAGAACUAUCGUCGAUAACCCCACGGAGGAUGCGUUAUGGGAGAAAAUGACAGCAAUCAAGCAAAAUAUUCUAAAACGAUGGGAUACUGCUCCCAAUAACAUCAAGGUUUGCUGUAUCAAAUUCGUCCAGAAGGUGGUGCAAGUCCAAACAGCAGGUGUCAUAUCAGAUCCAAGGCUCCCUGAGAAAAAUGAAAUCUCUCUAUCGCUUGUGCCGAGAAAUCACCCUCUCGUACCGCUACCUAAUCUCGAAGCUGAGGCAUCCGGAUUGUUAGAUAGACUUCUUAACGUUUUCUAUGAAAAUUCUAGUGAUCCUAUCUUGGUGAAUGCGACUCUAAAUUGCCUUCCGGUCCUGAUACGCACCCGCCAGUCAAUUUCAAAUAAGAUUGUAAAUGCGAUUCUUAACUUCAACCCUCUUAAACAAGCAAAUGCACCAAUGAGUCCCACCAUUCGAGUAAAUAUCAAGUCCGUGGAACGGACCACGAGGGCAUUGCUCCUCAAUAUAAUGAAAAGGAACACCAACCAUCCUUUGGCUGGGCGUAUACAGCAGUAUUUAGAUCGUUUAGCGCAAUCCCGAAAUGAUAUCUUCGACGAAACAUCGAAGAAAAGGCCGCUACCAACUGAGCCAACCGAUCUUGUCGAUAGUGCAAAGCGUGCAAGACUUGGAGUCGAUACGCCGCCUCAGCUAAAGAUUCCGCCUCUCCCCCCCGGCCCUAAUAGUUUCUCACAGCUUUUCACAUUGACAGACGAUGCAGGAUUGACGUCGUUUGACGUCAAGCAGCUAGCAGCAGACCUAAUUGUCAAUAUCACUAUUCCUGUGUUGAGUCGCGUGGAUCCUGAGGCGUUGGAUCAAGCUGUUGGGGCUGUUCGAUCUCGAUACCUCACAUUAUCCAAGAAGCAAAUUUUCGACCAUCAAGCUUCUCAGGCUGCCGCUCAGCCAGCUGCCGAAGAAGAUGAUGAUGAUUAUGAACCAGAAUACCAACCAAUGGAUAUACCUACCGAUUCACAGGCAUUAGAGGGACCUGACGCGUCUAAAAUUGACGAGAAUGCACCGGAACUCGUUGCUCUAGGUCCAUUUGUACUCCCUCAGCCUCCACCAUUAUCAGGAGAAGAGGCCACUGAAAUUGGCAAGGGCGCAAUUGAAAGAGUUUUCGGAAUGAUUUCCACCUUGGAGCAACCGUCAAAAUCAUUCAAGGGUUCUCAGAAGCCAGGCUUCGGGAGAUUGGCUGCAAGCACAUUCGAUCGGGACUCUUGGUUAAUCUUGCUUACUCGAUUGGCAACUCGUGCGUCGGCUGGUUUAGAUGUGGACGAAGCAGACAAUAUUGUUAAAACCGAAAGCGGCCGACAGUCGCACUCGAAGCAGCGCAUGAGCAUGGCUGAUGGCAUCAGGGAGAUGCUUUACCGAUACGUUCUUGAAGAUUUCCGGGUUCGAAUCAACGUUGCUAUUUCUUGGAUGAAUGAGGAGUGGUAUAAUGACCGAAUACAAUUAAAGCACUGUUCAUCAGAGAAUAAUGGUGAUAUUGAUGACACGAUAGUCCCGAGGCACUAUGAAAAAUGGGUCAUGAGGCUACUGGAAGGAAUACUACCUUAUUUAGACGCGAGAGACAAGGUGCUCAUUAGAUUUUUAAGUGAGAUACCCGAACUGAGUCUCGAGCUCGUGAAGAAAACAAAGAGUUUGGCAAAUGACCCUGAACGCGUUACUCUAUGUGUUCAGGCACUUUACUACCUCGUCCUCGUACGGCCUCCUGCAAGGGAUCUUUGCUUAGAUGCUCUCCAAGACCUGUACGGAAAAAUCGAAGAAGCCCGCCCUCUGAUUGCAAAACUUCUCCUCAAGUGGCGACCACAUGUCAUUCCAAAACCAGAGGAGCCUGUAUCAAAACCUAAAUCCACAUCUACAAACUCCACAUCCACUGCUCCUCCAGGUGCUGAGCAAAGUGGAAACGUUCCCCUGAAUCCAUCUAACGGGAUAAAAUCAGAGCCAGAUGCAGGGGGCAUUGUCAAUAUUCAAAACCAUGGCAUUAAAGCUUUUCCUGAAUCGAUUUCUAAUUCAGCAUCGAACGACGCCCAUAUCCAUCAACAACAGUAUGUGAAAGGCACCGGCGAUUCGGUCACACCGUCAAUGACAAGCACUCCCGUCCCUUCUCAAAAUGCUUCUGUCGCUGAAUGA
This is a messenger RNA of Paracoccidioides brasiliensis Pb18, 2493 nucleotides long. Its product is annotated as RNA-processing protein PTA1. The record is from RefSeq and is a predicted model, not a curated record. Gene Ontology annotation, cellular component: mRNA cleavage and polyadenylation specificity factor complex. The coding region runs from base 1 to 2493 and encodes 830 amino acids. The transcript is spliced from 8 exons.